AUGACCGUCGCACCCAACUUGCGGCGUCCCCCUACUGAGCUUCGUACCUACACCUUGGGACACCGACAAUUCCCCUUCCGUGCGAUAUACGCAGAUUACGUCGUAUACGAGCAGCUAUGUCACAACUUUAUGAACCGGCCCCGAGCAAGGGCUGCUUUUCUGCAUGGGGGACUCAUAUGGCGGUUGGCUUUGCACAGCCUCGGUUUCAACCAUCUCCCAUCUGUCCUUGAUGGUAUCUCGCCCGAAGCUGUUCCAUUUGGUCUCCUAUUGUGCAGCAAUGAUCAGACUUACUAUGAUGAUGGGUUGUCGGAAGAAGAAAUCGAUUUUAUGUGCGGGACAUACUACGGCACGGAUGUAGUAGUAUCAUCCUGGUGGCCUCGGCCGCAUGCUUGGAAUGCAUCGGGCUUGAACAUCGGUUUUUGGUCUGCUUGUUGCGAAGAUUGGUUCCAAACCCAUCUUGCCAAUAUCAGAGAAGGAGUUUCUUGCAAGCAACUUUUGUGCACCGAUGACGCCAAUGGCCCAAUGACCUCCAUGCAGUGGAAGUGCUCCCUCAAAUUUAACCCUGGCACAACCAAGAUGAUGCAAAAUGUUUCGGUGGCGUGUUAUGAUUUCAUGACUAGAGCACCUGGUAAGAGUUAUUAA
Messenger RNA from Suillus paluster, 642 nucleotides. RefSeq lists its product as uncharacterized. The record is from RefSeq and is a predicted model, not a curated record. The coding region runs from base 1 to 642 and encodes 213 amino acids. The transcript is spliced from 2 exons. NCBI's taxonomy places the organism in Eukaryota, Fungi, Basidiomycota, Agaricomycetes, Boletales, Suillaceae.